Photinus pyralis (common eastern firefly) is the source of this 5347-nucleotide messenger RNA. Its product is annotated as sodium leak channel non-selective protein-like. Gene Ontology annotation, molecular function: monoatomic cation channel activity. NCBI's taxonomy places the organism in Eukaryota, Metazoa, Arthropoda, Insecta, Coleoptera, Lampyridae. Gene Ontology annotation, cellular component: membrane. Bases 1 to 5268 code for a protein of 1755 amino acids. The record is from RefSeq and is a predicted model, not a curated record. The transcript is spliced from 26 exons. Gene Ontology annotation, biological process: transmembrane transport; monoatomic ion transport.
AUGAUGCUGGGACGCAAACAAAGUAUAAAGGGGGAGGCGGUACUGGCCGAUUAUGGCCCGGAAGAAGCUUUCAAUGAGAGUGCCGAUAUAGAAUGGGUCAACAAGAGAUGGGUUAGACGAAUAAUGCGAUUUUGUGCGCUUUUAAGUUUGGCUUCUGUCAGCUGCAACACGCCCAAGACAUUCGAACGGUGGCCCCCUAUGCAAACCGUAACGUUCGCCUGCGAUGGUGUCGUUACAAUUCUCUUCACUGCCGAAAUGAUUGCCAAAAUGCACAUUCGCGGAAUCCUAAAGGGUGAAGUGCCAUACCUAAAGGAUCACUGGUGCCAAUUCGACGCAAGCAUGGUAUUUUUCCUGUGGAUCUCUGUGAUUCUUCAAAUGUUUGAAAUGUUGGGUAUCGUGCCAAGGUUUAGUUAUUUGUCCAUACUUAGAGCGCCGAGACCUCUGAUUAUGAUAAGAUUUUUGAGAGUUUUUCUGAAGUUUUCCAUGCCAAAAUCCAGGAUAAAUCAAAUAUUCAAACGGUCCAGCCAGCAAAUUUACAAUGUGACCUUAUUCUUCUUAUUUUUUAUGUCACUAUAUGGAUUACUGGGGGUACAGUUCUUUGGAGAGCUCAAAAACCACUGUGUACUGAACACCACAGACCCUAAUUACAUUACAAUCAACAGCUUGGCAAUACCAGACACAUUUUGUUCCCUAAACCCUAACUCAGGCUACCAAUGCCCUGCUGGGAUGAAAUGCAUGAAACUGGAAUUAUCCCGAUACAUUAUGGGUUUUAAUGGAUUUGACGAGUUUGUUACAAGCUUCUUCACUGUGUAUCAGGCGUCCUCACAAGAAGGGUGGGUCUUCAUCAUGUACAGGGCGAUUGAUUCCUUGCCAGGAUGGCGCGCGGUUCUCUACUUCAGUACAAUGAUCUUCUUCCUCGCGUGGCUAGUUAAGAAUGUAUUCAUUGCCGUAAUUACCGAGACGUUCAACGAGAUUCGUGUGCAAUUUCAACAGAUGUGGGGAGUAAGGCAACAAAUUCAAAAUAGCACAGCGUCCCAGAUACUUACAGGUGACGACAGGGGCUGGAAGUUGGUUACACUCGACGAAAACAAACAUGCCGGAUUAGCUCCAAAUGUCUGCCACAAAAUUCUUCGCUCUCCACAUUUUCGACUGCUGGUAAUGUGCAUAAUACUCGCCAAUGGCGUUGUGACCGCCACCAUGCAUUUCAAACAUGACGAAAGACCAAGAAGCGAUUUUUACACCAAGUACUACUACAUCGAAAUAGGCUUUACGGUCGUGCUCAAUUUCGAGACGAUCUUCAAAAUAUGGUGCUUGGGAUGGAGAGGAUAUUGGAAACAUUCCAUUCACAAGUUUGAACUUUUACUGGCGAUAGGUACAACCAUACACGUUAUUCCGGGAUUUUAUAUGUCUGGAUUUACAUACUUUCAGGUACUAAGAGUUGUGCGACUAAUUAAAGCGUCGCCUCUAUUAGAAGACUUUGUAUACAAAAUCUUUGGCCCCGGGAAAAAAUUGGGAAGCUUAAUAAUAUUCACCAUGUGUUUAUUGAUAAUUUCGUCGAGUAUUUCGAUGCAGUUAUUUUGCUUCCUUUGCGACUUCACGAAGUUCGAAAGUUUUACCGAAGCAUUCAUGUCAAUGUUCCAAAUUUUAACCCAAGAGGCUUGGGUUGAAGUAAUGGACGAGACGAUGUUACGAACACGCCCGACGCUGGCGCCUCUGGUGGCUGUGUACUUUAUUUUGUACCAUCUCUUUGUGACGUUGAUCGUGCUCAGUUUGUUUGUUGCGGUUAUUUUGGACAAUCUGGAACUGGACGAGGACAUCAAGAAAGUUAAGCAGUUGAAGUAUAGGGAACAAAGCGCGGAAAUUAAGGAGACUUUACCGUUCAGGCUGCGUAUUUUUGAAAAAUUUCCCGAUAGUCCGCUAAUGGUGCAGUUGCAUAAAGUUCCCUCGGAUUUUAGUGUACCAAAAGUUCGAGAAAGUUUCAUGCGACAGUUCGUUUAUGAAACAGAAGACGAUCCCAAUUCUGAAAACGUGGCGAAGAAAAUUAGUGAAGAGGUUUUCGAUUCGAAGGUCAUCUAUCGAAAGCAAAAACCUUUAAAGGUACUUUACAAUUUGCCAAAAGUGCGCGUUGUGGAUUCGAAAUUAAAAAAGGCCUCAAUCGCUCACAUCGUAAAUGAUUCAGAUAAUCAAAGACUAAUGCUCGGUGACUCAUCAAUGAUCCCAGUUCCCGGCACAAAAGGACCAUUGAAGCCACAAGGGACAGUAAACAGCAUUAAACAGUUUAAGUUUGGAUCGAGGUCAAUUAGGCGAAGUGUGAGAAGCGGAUCCAUAAAACUGAAACAAACAUACGAACAUCUAAUGGAAAACGGCGACAUUGGAGUAAAUCGCAUGAGUUCCGCACGCGCCAGACCUCACGACCUUGACAUAAAGCUACUACAGGCGAAACGACAACAGGCAGAAAUGCGACGAAAUCAACGAGAAGAAGACCUCCGAGAAAAUCAUCCGUUCUUCGACACGCCUCUGUUUGCCGUGCCACGCGAGAGCAAAUUUAGAAAGAUAUGCCAGUUGAUAGUCUACGCCAGAUACGAUGCACGAUUAAAAGAUCCGAUCACCGGCAAAGAGCGCAAAGUGAAAUAUAAGAGCUUACACAAUUUUUUAGGACUGGUCACAUACCUAGACUGGGUUAUGAUUACCAUGACCACAUUAUCCUGCCUUUCCAUGAUGUUCGAAACGCCAUACUAUCGAGUGAUGGAAAACGCGUCGUUACAAAUUGCUGAGUAUUGCUUCGUAAUCUUUAUGAGUAUUGAGCUGGCGUUGAAAAUACUGGCAGAUGGGCUUUUCUUUACACCGAAAGCGUACAUUAAGGACGUGGCGUCUGUUUUAGACGUGUUCAUUUACAUAGUAAGUUUGGUAUUUUUGUGUUGGAUGCCCAAGCGAGUCCCUCCCAAUUCUGGCGCGCAACUGCUGAUGAUAUUAAGAUGCUUGCGACCAUUGCGGAUAUUCACUUUGGUUCCACACAUGCGAAAGGUGGUAUACGAAUUAUGUAGAGGAUUCAAAGAGAUCUUGUUGGUAUCCACAUUGCUAAUACUACUAAUGUUCGUAUUCGCCAGCUAUGGUGUUCAAUUGUACGGUGGACGGUUAGCUAGAUGUAACGAUCCGACCAUUUUAAAGCGAGAAGAUUGUGUCGGCGUGUUCAUGCGUAGGGUGUUCGUAACGAAAAUGAAGUUAUUGCCUGGUGUGAACGAAUCGUAUCCGUCGAUAUUAGUACCACGUGUUUGGGCAAAUCCGAGGAGAUUUAAUUUUGACAAUAUUGGGGACGCCAUGCUGGCACUUUUUGAAGUGUUAUCUUUUAAGGGUUGGUUAGAUGUAAGAGAUGUGUUGAUAAAGGCUCUCGGACCAGUUCACGCCAUUUACAUACACAUUUACAUCUUUCUUGGGUGCAUGAUUGGCUUAACAUUAUUUGUUGGCGUAGUUAUUGCCAAUUAUUCAGAAAAUAAAGGAACCGCACUUCUGACAGUUGACCAAAGGAGAUGGUGCGAUUUAAAGAAGAGAUUGAAAAUUGCGCAACCUUUACAUUUACCACCAAGACCGGACGGUCGUAAAUUUCGAGCUUUCAUUUACGAUAUCACACAAAAUAUCAAAUUUAAGCGAUUAGUUGCGCUUAUGGUGUUAGUUAACAGCUCUUUAUUAGGCGUCACGUGGGACGAAGAACAAGAGCGCACCGAAAUUCUGGCAACUGUAGGGAUUUCGUGUACGCUAAUAUUUGUAAUAGAAGUAGUAAUGAAAAAUAUUGCCUUUACACCAAGAGGAUAUCUGCAGUCUAGACGUAAUCGUUACGACUUAUUUGUAACUGUGCUUGGAGUUAUGUGGAUCAUAAUCCACGUUACUUUUAAGAGCGAUUUAACUUACUUCAUCGGUUUUAUGGUGGUAAUACUACGAUUCUUCACCAUAACAGGCAAACAUGCAACACUAAAAAUGCUAAUGCUAACCGUAGGUGUAUCCGUUUGCAAAAGCUUCUUCAUCAUAUUCGGAAUGUUUCUGCUGGUAUUUUUUUACGCGUUAGCCGGCACAAUACUCUUUGGAACUGUUAAAUAUGGCGAAGGCAUUGGAAGGAGAGCAAAUUUCGAGUCUCCCGUGACUGGAGUGGCUAUGCUAUUUCGUAUAGUAACAGGCGAAGACUGGAAUAAAAUUAUGCACGAUUGCAUGAUUCAACCUCCAUACUGCACACCGGCAGAUAAUUACUGGCAAACUGACUGCGGCAACUUUACCGGUUCCUUGGUUUAUUUCUGUACAUUUUAUGUCAUAAUUACUUACAUCGUGCUCAACUUGCUCGUGGCCAUCAUCAUGGAGAACUUUUCCCUGUUUUACUCUAACGAAGAGGAUGCCUUACUGUCGUACGCGGAUAUUAGGAAUUUUCAAAAUACCUGGAAUAUUGUUGACAUACAUCAAAGAGGUGUCAUUCCAGUGCGACGCGUCAAAUUCAUUCUGCGCCUCCUAAAAGGACGCCUAGAAGUUGACCCUCAAAAGGAUCGUUUGCUGUUCAAGCACAUGUGUUACGAAUUGGAAAGGCUGCACAAUGGCGAGGAUGUUACAUUCCACGAUGUUAUCAACAUGCUAUCCUAUCGGUCGGUUGACAUACGGAAAGCUUUACAGUUAGAAGAAUUGCUUGCCAGAGAAGAGUUCGAGUACAUUAUUGAGGAGGAAGUUGCGAAACAAACCAUACGAACAUGGCUUGAAGGUUGCUUGAAGAAAAUACGAUCAACUAAUGUGCGUACAAGUGACCCAAAUACUCGAGUAAUAAUUUUAUUAAAGGAACAGCAAAAUAGCUUGAUAGCUGGAUUGAGGGCGACCAAUGAGACGAUACCACCGACCGAUACAACAAUUGAAAUGAAAAAUAUCAGCCCGGAUCGUGAAAGUGAGGUGGAUACGAAGGAAAGCGAGAUCGCUGCAAGAAAGGCGAAGGUAGUUGCUCUUCCCCGUUCCGAUAGCAUAGGAAGCAGUUCGGGUCGUAAAUUUUUGGCGCCCACCUUGUCCGAUCCUGCCGCCCGUAUAGAAAAGGAAAGAAUUACGACGAAGAAGAAAAACAACAGACAAACUGCGACGAAUAAAAAUUUACCACAUUUAAAUGAGGGUACAGAAACAUCACGAGUACCGAGAGAUAUAUCCAGUAGUAAGGCCAGUGUGCCUAAGAUCUCAAACACGGCGCACGAGAUUCGUGAUUGGUGGAAUGAACAGCUUGCCUAUGUUUCCGAUACUAGUGAUGAUGACUAGGGUGAUCAAGUCUCCAGUACAAUUUCAUACAUUGGCUAUAUUCUGUAAUGUGUCCAAUAAAAAAAUGUUGUGAAAUGUA